AUGGCUGACAUUCAGACUCACCUCGUUACCGGUGGGAGCGGCUUUAUCGCGCAACACCUAAUCAAUGGACUGUUACUAAAGGGCUUUUGUGUACAUACAACGGUGCGCAGCCUCAACAACGCCAAAAAGGUCGAGGCUUUGAAGGCGCUGCAGGAGAACUACCCGGCCGGUCGACUAAAGCUUUUCGAAGCUGAUCUGCUCAAAUGGGGCUCAUUCAAAGAGGCGAUGCAGCAAUGCACUGUAGUCCACCAUGUCGCAUCGCCUUUCAUGAUGGCAGAGAAGAUCAAAGACGGUCAAAAAGAAUGUGUUGAACCUGCACUGAAAGGAACCCAGAACGUAUUAGCCACAGUUGGGGAAACAGAAUCAGUCAAGCGGGUUGUGCUUACAUCCACAAUCGGUGCGAUAUUCGGCGAUUACGCCGACGUUCAAGAUGAGAUGGCAGGGACCCUAUCCGAAAAAUAUUUCAACGAGACCAGUACGGUGGAACAUAACCCCUAUCAUUAUUCCAAAGUGUUGGCAGAAAAAGAGGCAUGGAAAAUUGCCAAGCAACAAGAUCGAUGGGAUAUGGUGGUUAUUUGCCCGGGUCUGGUUCUUGGCCCGCCAUUGUCUAAAGGCUCCGACUCGGGCAGCCUGUACCUCAUAGAUGAGCUCCUGCGCGGGGAACUGUUCUUCGGCGUGCCCAACAUCAAUUUCGCCACUGUGGACGUGCGGGACGUGGCAACAGCCCACAUCAAAGCAGCAGAGACGCCAUCGGCUAAUGGCCGGUAUAUUGUAGCGGCCAAGGAAAUGGCGACGUUUUUGGAAGUCUCGCGGCUUUUCCGGAGACUGAGCAAGUCUCCGGUCGUCCCUAAUCACCAGCUCCCCGACUUCCUCGUUCGUUUAGUGGGACCUUUGUUUGGACUUACCCAGAAGUGGAUUUCGAGAAACUUAGGGGUCAGGUUCACCGUGGACAAUAGUCGGACGAUCACCGAGUUGAACAUUGACUUCCGGCCGCUUGAGAAGACCCUCACUGAUCAUUACCAGGCUUGGAAAGCCUCUCGGAAGUAA
Molecule: messenger RNA, 1047 nt
Organism: Colletotrichum spaethianum
Lineage: Eukaryota; Fungi; Ascomycota; Sordariomycetes; Glomerellales; Glomerellaceae
Product: tetraketide alpha-pyrone reductase 2
Exons: 2
Coding region: 1-1047 (348 amino acids)
Molecular function (GO): oxidoreductase activity, acting on the CH-OH group of donors, NAD or NADP as acceptor
Source: RefSeq, a predicted model, not a curated record